AUGGCCGCCAUUUUCUCUCCAUCCAUUUUUUCUCCUUCUGUUUACUUUAUUUUCUUUCUUUUUACUUCUUUUUUUUUUUGUUUUUGUUCUAACAAAAACCAUCACCGACCUUUGCAACCUCCUCUCCGCCUUAUCCGUAAUCCGAAACCAACCAAUUUUUCCUUCUUUUCUUCUUCAUUUUUUUCUUUUCCUUCUUUUCUACUUUUCUCUUCUUUUCCUGGUGAAGGACUUUUUUCAUCCUUUUUCUGCUUUUUUGUCCUUCAUUUGCAGAUUAAGAAUUCUCUUUCACUUAUUUAUUCUAGUUCAUUUUUCUUCUCUCUCUAUUUCUUUUUGUUUCAUCCUCCUUUUUCCUCUUUCUUCUUCUUCUUCUUCUUUAAUUUUUUCACCGUCUAUUCUACCCCUCCUCCAUUUAUUUCGGCCUUUUUUCUUCGCUUACAUUUUUCUUCAUUAAUUUCCCUUCUUCCAUUUCUUUUUUUUAUUUAA
Acanthosepion pharaonis is the source of this 483-nucleotide messenger RNA. Lineage: Eukaryota; Metazoa; Mollusca; Cephalopoda; Sepiida; Sepiidae. The record is from the annotation of a GenBank genome assembly.